Molecule: messenger RNA, 7079 nt
Organism: Clupea harengus (Atlantic herring)
Lineage: Eukaryota; Metazoa; Chordata; Actinopteri; Clupeiformes; Clupeidae
Gene: nufip2
Product: nuclear FMR1 interacting protein 2
Cellular component (GO): cytoplasmic stress granule; nucleoplasm
Molecular function (GO): RNA binding
Source: RefSeq, a predicted model, not a curated record
AGGGCCAGAAGUCAUGCGCAUGUUCAGAAAUCUGAGAGGUACUAGAGGGCGCAGCAGAUUCUAGGAUAUUAUUUUCAAAUAUUUUCGUUGCCGCCGACGGCCGCAUCUCCGGGCCUCCGUAUAGGCAGGAAGACAUGAUUCCGUUGCAGUGGCAUCCCUGAAAACGCUGCCGUUGAUUGGGCAAUACAAAUGUCUAGUCAUUCGGUGAGCCCCCAGUGCUCUCACUGACACUCGCACCACAGUUCAAUGGAGGAACGGCCCAACGAAGGGGCACUCGGGAGAUAUUCUAAUCAUGGAGAAGCGGAAAACAACCCUGAUCGAUUGAACAAAUUGGUGAAUAAUGAUCAGUGCCACGGCCAGCACCAGGACGAGGAAACGUCGACGAAGAAAACUGGUUAUGGGAAAGUAAACGGAGUCACUAGGGAGGGAGAGCAGAUUGCCACUGCCUUGAAUCCAAACAGCAUCCAUCAUCCUAUACACAGCGGCCAUGACGACAGACACCCCUUGAAACCCAGACCUUCCUCAAAGACGGCUGCUUUCCACGGGGCAGUGGAACGUAGAGGAGGAGAAGGCGGCAGCAGUGGUGACCCCAAUAGCAACAUGGACUGUCCGAAUGACCGCCCACCUGACUUUAAAACGCUGGAGGUUAAGAAGGAGGCUCUAGUAUCACUCAAUGGCAUUGUGGCCUCUUGUACCAGUUCCAGCCAACUCUCCAAUGGUUAUCCUGGGAAACUAGGGGCCCUGACGGACAACGACGGUAGCGGAUCAGAGAACGGCUACACCACACCCAAGAAGCGUCGGAACGGUCAGCGAAGUGCCAAAACUGCAGCCGGGGACCUUGUGAUCGUGGCACAGACUGCAAAGGCCAUGCAUCCGACUGCAGGCAAGCAGCAGCCAGAACCGCCUCUUUCUGUCGAGUCUGCCGACAAACACCCAUCCUCUGUGGGGAGCGGCAAUGGCAGGAUUCGAGAAACACCAGUCACCCCCUCGGCUCCUGUCCUUCCCCCUGGCGAGUUUCCGCGGAAGAACUCUGAAAACAAGGCAGCUGGUAAAAAAUUUGAGGAGCGACCCGUCAAAGCCAAGGUGGUCACUGCUGCCGCUUCUGCUGCGGCUAAAGACGACUCGUGGUCGUUGUUCAAGCCACCACCAGUCUUUCCUGUGGACAACAGCAGUGCUAAGAUAGUGCCUAAGAUUAGUUAUGCAAGCAAAGUGAAGGAGAACCUCAACCGGGCCUCAGCCCAAGCAUGCUCAGCUGCUGAGAGGGACCCACUCCUUCCUCCCCCAACCCCGCAGAUGCCGGGCAAACUCUCACAGGUGCCCAUGUCUGCUGUGAAGACCAUCACCUCUACCAGCUUUACUAAUGGCCCUCUACCGUCAGCAGAGGGCAGCAACAAUGGCUGCCCCCUACCUGGUGCUCCCUUUAACACCCCUGCUGCUUCUGGUACUGCGUCCAUGCUAGUCUCUCCCAUCCAGGCAGGUGAGAAUGUAGCAUCCCCCUCAUCCACCCCUGGCAUGGGCGGCAUAUCUGUGGUGGCGGAGCCCCGGAAGCCCAACCUUUUUGUUUACCCGCAUGCCGCCGGACCCCCGUCUAAUAUGCAACUGUCGCUCCCCAGCGGCCGCCAAGCUGACCCGGCACCCACUUCCUCCUCCUCCUCCAUUGCGUCAGGACCUGCCUCUAACCCCGCUUCCACUGCACCAACACAUCAGAAGUCUCUGGGGGAAAUCUUUCAGAAUCAGUGGGGGUUGUCUUUCAUCAAUGAGCCCAGUGCUGGACCUGACAGCGGGAGCAGUGCUGGUGGCGCCGACGCUGCCAGCCGGACAGAGGGUAGGGCCAAGCCCACGGUGGUGACCUUCCAAGGGGGGUUCCCCUCCGGUCCUCUGCCUCCACAGGGCUCCACCACUUCUCCUCAUAGACAGGAGCACCCCCCUUUCCCCAAGGCCUAUGAGCUGGACAAGCGGACUAGCCCCCUCUCUUCCAGCAGAGUGGUCACCCUCCGCUCCUCUCCCGGGCCUCUGGCUCAGGAGGGAGGCUUGCUGCAGACCCCAUCCCUUCCCUCUGGAGCCCCUAAAGAUGAGCCCAGGAACCUCAGUGCAAUAGUGUUCAGCUCUUCCUCUGCUAAGGACCUGGGGAUAGAUCUGCUUCAGGCUUCCCCAACAAACACUGCCCCUGUGCUGGCCUUGGCCAGAGAGCAGGGCCAUACUAAGGGCUUUGAGCGGAGAUCUAGCUGGGGGAUGUUUGAUUUAAAAGCUGCUGUAAUUUAUCACACUAAAGAAAUGGAAUAUAUUCUGAAUUUACAAAAACAAGAUCCAAAAAGAGUCGUCCUCUACAGAGACACAAAGGACAGACCUAACCAGUGAAGUGACAACCUGGAGAACACUAAACGUCUUCAGCUGGCAGAAAUGAAACGAAACGAAACAAAAAAAAAAAAAAAAAAACAUCAACAACAAAGAGGAGUAUGUGCUGUGUGAAAUGAACACGGCUGCUCUUGCUAAACAAAAAAACAUUGUUGAUUUUUGAGCUGAAUCUUGAGAGUGUGAUGGAGAAGUUGUGUGGGAAGCUUGUCAACACAAACCCAAGUGUGGUUAGUCAGCAAUAGCAAAAUGUGUGGGGGAAAGCCUGGAUGGCUGUGUGGGGAGUCUGAGGGGUUAAGGAGGCAGCCGGAAGAAACUGCGAGACAAUCUUAGAAAUGGAUGACUUGAGUCGUGAACUGUGGCGCGGUUGUUCCUCCUUGACCUCCUCAACAAAGCUUGAUAAAAGUGGUCAGAAAUGCUGUCUGUUGUCAGUGGAGAAGCAGUCAGAUGAGACUGUGGAUGGUGUGUCCUUGAUUUCAAAGAACAAAACUACUACAACAACAACAACAACAAAAAACACACUCUGGACAACCCUUAAACAAACACACAUGCACAUAAACACUUUCUGAACAACAACAACAACAAAAAAAUACCGUUAUGGUCAAGGCGCUAUGUUGAAGCCACUGAGUUUCAUAAACUGGAGGAAAUGCGUCAGACUCCUUCUUUCACUCCUUCCUCUGAAGGGAAGAGCAGUUGCAGUCCUUCUUUAGAUGCCUCUAUUUUUGAUUUUUUUUUCUGUGCGAAUUCAGACCGGUCAGAAGACUUCUGAACAGUUUGGACACGUCCUGGAAUUCAUGCAGACGUAAAAAAAAAAAAAAAAACUGGGAGACGUGAGUGUCUCAAAUGACUGCCCUCAUGACUUUUGAACGGGAGGGAAAGAGAGAGAAAACACUGACAUCAGAGGGAAUUUGUGUCUUGCUCGAGAUUCAGGUUAAUCUGAGAAAAACGGAUACUGUUUAGAUGUGUUGGGGCGACAACAAAUUACACUAAGCCUUGUGGGCGCAAAUAAUUGUCUUAAUGUUAGUUUUUGAUUAAGAUGGGGGUCCUACAUUUGUUGGUGAACACAUAACUGAAGUUUUUAUGUUUUGUUUUAUUUGUUCGUUAGCUUGCCUGUUGUUUCUGUUCCGUGGACAAGGAGAACAUUCUUGGAUAUCCAUAAAGCACGACAGAUCAAAGUCCAAAUUGGACCCCCAUCCCCUCCCAGGUCUCCUUUGUGGGCAAGCACAGUGUCACAGGCAUUCUCCCAUUGGACAGAUCUCAAAGUGCUAUUGUUUCAGUUGUCUUAUCAAUCCCUCUGAUACCACCAGACAGGUGUUGCCGCUGCACAAUAUGUAGCUGUGGUAACCGUGGCAAAGCCUAUGCUGUUUUAUCUGUGUGUGUGUGUGUGUUUUUUUUCCUUCUAUGCGGGAUUCUUGACUUAACUUCACGUUGUUUUUAUGGACUGUUUGCUCCUCCUAAAAUCAGAAUCGAUUUGAUGCUGUGUCGUAUGUUCAUAAUUUUGUUUACCCCAAUGCUCAGAAGGUUGUACUUCCUACGUUUUUUUUUUUUUUGUUUGUUAGGCUGUGUCUUUCGUUUUUGUAUGUCCCUCAUUAUAUGCAGAAUUUACUGUUUCUUUCCUGGUCUAAUAGAGCUGCUGCUUAGUCUCAGUUGCUUCUAUAUAUUUCUUUUCUGCAAGUAAUUUUGCACAGAGUGAGCAGCAGCUACUACUGUUGAGUUUAGGGAGGGUUAGAGCAUUAGAUCAGGAUCUACUCUUUCUAAAGCCUGAGGUUGGCAGUGUGUGUUUGUAUGUGUGGGGAAGGGUGUUUCUUCGGAAGCCUUAGUUCCUGUGUUCAGCCUGCUGUUGGGGUGUUUAUCACAGUAGACAGGGCUUUAUUUUUGUCACCCAUCUUUAUGGCCGGUGUAUCCUAGGUUGACUGUAUGCUCCUCCCCCUUCCCUCUGCUGUCCUCAUAGGAUAGGUUAAUGUUCAAAGGUCUUCCCUAUUGGAAAAAGAGAGGAGAGAGAAAAAUUAGUUCAGUAUUUCUUGCUGUUAAGUAAUAUCAAAGAACGAAUACUAAAAAUGUAUCUUUCUCUGUCUUUCUCUCCCUCCCUUACCCAUUAAGUUAAUUGAGUAUAAGAAAUUAUUAGCACUUUAUCUAAUCUUUAACUUCAGUUGCCGUUUUAAAGUAGACAUAUCACUACAUGACGGAAAGAUUUCUAGAGAAUAAAAUAUACUAACUUAACAGUAGCCUCUGGCUGUCUGUGCUUUAACGCAUAUAAACGUAAAAAAUCGGUCACUCAGGUAGGCUUAGGACUUAAUUGUAAUUUAACUUAAUUUACCACCAGUGUUAUUGACCAAACUGAAGACAAGAUUGACAAAGCCUCUCCUUUACUGUGUCUUCUUCCUUGUGUCCACCUGCACCUGCUCGAGGCCAAGCCCUUUAUGCCCCAUCAUUUAGAGUCGGAGAGGCAGAGCGGGGUUUAGGUUUCUCUCUGUGUCACAGUUUUACAUGGCUAUGUUGGGAGAGAAGACAUAUGGGCUGUUUUUGUUAUUUUUAGUUUACUCUUAUUUUCAAUGGUUUAAUCCUCAAGGUGUCUCGAUGAUGUUUGUGUCUCAGUACUCGACGUCUGUGAAACCAGGGUGGAGAGGUGAAUUGAAACCUGAUAAUCCAUACUAUUUUAGCUGUUCAAAGGUUGUGUGUUUUUUUUUUUUUUUUUUUUUUUUUUUAAAUGGCCUCACCAACACUGUGUUGAGUUCUCCCACUUUUUGAGCCUCAGCCUCCUCCAGUGACCCAUCUGGCCUUGUUUGACGUAGUCAAGUUGGGUCUGAUCAUAUGUGUAUUCCAUGUUGGUCAUGCUGGUUUCAGACAAGGGUGAAGCCUUACCUCAAGUAAACCGUCUGAUUUUAGAAUUUUUCAUUUGUAUCAACAUAUUUUAGUGUUGGUUUCAAGCAUCACAAUAAAAGUGUCUUUAGUUACCAUUAUGUGAAACCGUUUUAAACUUCUAGACUUCGAUAAAGCUUGACUCGCAUCCAGGAAGGAGGCCCUUGUCAGUUUUCAGUCGUGCACCACAUGAUCCAGUCACAUGAUCUAGUAAUUUGUAUCUGUUUCCAGGGAGUUCAUCAGUAGUUCACUGCUGUUACUUUUGUUUCCUGAUGCGCUGUUGUAGGCAAUCUAAUUUUCAGACAAAGGGAUUUCAACCUGUUUCUUGUCACAUUUUCGCCAUCAGUAAAUGCACCAUUUUAAGUAGCAUGACAUUGCAAUUCUUUGUUUUAUUUAAUGCUUUUGUUUUUCAUUUUUGUAAUAACUUCAGCUUUUUUCCUCAUUUUAAACUGAAAACUAACGUCCAAAGAGCUGUUCCAUGCUGUGUAGAGAAAGUUCUUCUCAAUUUGUUUUGUUCUUCUCUUUUGAGACAUACCGGUUGUUUCAAAUUUUAAACCUGUCUUAACAGCUUCUGUCAAAGCAGGAAUCAACACCUUGGUUGUAGUGUUAAUUUACUUUGUGCAAGGUUCUAUCAGAUAUAACUGCAUUCUCUUAGAAUCAUGCAAAAUGAGACAGUCGUCUCAUUAAUGUUCUCUUUCUUUUUGUUGUUGGAAAAACAAUGCCUAAAAAUGGACCUGAGGACAGAAAUAACAGCUUAUAAGAUGGACUUGCACCUCAAAAAAAAAAAAAAAAAAAACUCAUUCAUCUGACACUGUCACAAAAGACUCUAAUUUUGUGCAUACCUAUAUGAGAAAAAACCUCUGCCUGGCCCCUCAUGCCCUUUUAUAUGUAUGUCACUUUAGAACUAAAUGAGUGGGGAAACUCUGGACCUCUUGAGAUUGGUGGGUUCCUCGAGGGGCCUUCCUCUUCCGUGCCCAGACACAUUGACUUUGUGCGCAGAGCAGUUUACAAUCAAAGAAUUGGUGGAGUUCAAAGAUGUGACUGUGGUGCGUAGCCGUGCUUAAUGCGAACAGGCCAGUAAGCAGAGACUCUUUUGGAACAGCCAGAUUCUCAGUCAUAUGGUAUGUGCCACAGUCUUGUGUUUGAAACUUUCCCAAAGUGUGCUGCUUGGGGAUCAUAGAUCUGAAACCUAUGUGAUUUCGUCCAAUCCCUCCCAAUCUCCCAGGCCAAAAAAAAAAAAAAAAGCAAAAACAAAUAAAAGCACUUGUUCGAUUAGUAUUCAUUGUGAACGCUAAUCUGGUGACAUUACUUCCUGCUUUCAUCAUCUGGACUGUAGUGUAGUUUGUUGCUGAGCUGUUGUGUCAUCCCAGAAUAGUGGAGAGAAGGGCGCAUGAUCGGAAUUGGACUGGGAACGUGGCUGAUAAAAGUGCUUGUUCACCUGCAUUUAACACCAGAGUCCUAACAUGCUCGCCUGGAUAUUUUCUCCGUCCUAUUCUAGGAUUAAACCCCUGGUCUUGGUUUCCUGUUUCGCUGGGGCCUUCAGCUCUGCAAGUGAAUAAAUGAGUGUGUGUGUGUUUAUGUGUGUUUGUCUGUGUGUUAGUGAGGGCCAGUGUCUUCAUUCUUGCUCACAAUGUUAUGCAAAGUGUAAUGUUUGAGAAUUGUCAAAAAAGGAAAAAAAAAUAUAUAAAAAAAUAAAAGAUUCAGGGUGCCUGUGCUGAAAAGAAAUUUGAAAUGGGAAUCACUUGAUAAUCAUCCAAACAUGUAUGAAUAACUUUCUUGCAUUUUUUUCCCCUUAUCUCCCCACUCUUAAAUUUUGUGCCAUGUUUUGACUGUUAAAACAUUUUAAUUAAAAUCUCAUCUUCGUGUCA